AUGAAUAACACAAAGAAGAGUGAGAUGGUAAAGGAGAAGAAGGAUGUGAGUAGCUCUAACACGACGAAAACCCUGUGGGUAGGGGACCUGGAUAAAAUAAAAGACGAAGUGGUAGAUGAGAACUAUAUCUUACACCGUAUGUUUUACGAAUUUGCUGAAGAUAUAAUAAAAGUAAAAUUAUGCAAGGAAAAGAAUUCGCAAAGACAUUCCUAUGCAUUCAUAGAAUUCACGAAUUAUGAUAUGGCCAAGUACUGUUUUGAUAAUUUAAACGGUAAGUGGAUACCUGGAAGGAUACACAGGUUUAAAUUGAACUGGGCCAAAUACAAUAUAACUGAGAAUGUUAAUACGCAUGAGAAGAAUUUAGACGUUGAGCUGGAUGAUAAGGGUACAUAUUCUAUAUACGUUGGGGGAUUACCCAAAGGAACGACAAAGGAAGAAAUCGAAACGCUAUUUUCCCAGUUUUAUUCCAGUAUCUGCUUCGUUAAGAUGAUUAAAAAUGUGCAGAAAAAUCAAAAUACAAUAUAUUGCUUUAUUCAUUUUUUUAAUUACGAUGAAUGUAUUAAAGCUUUAAAAGAAAUGGAUGGUUAUGAUUUUAGGGGCUGUAAAAUUAAGGUGAGCACAUCUAAGGGGGUAAAAGUAAACAAGGGGGGGAUAGGGGCAAACAAUUACUACUACAAAAAUAACAAUUAUCAAAUGAACAUGAACAGUUUGAAAGGAGUGAAUAUGGGAAGCUACCAUGUGGACGCAUAUGGGGGCAACUACGCCCAUGGAGGAUACACUCACGGCAACUAUUCACAGGGAAGUUACAACCAGGCAGGCUACCCAACCGGGAAUUACAGUCAAGCAAACCACCACCACAACAGCCUUAACAGCAGCAGCAACGACUGUGCCAACAGCAGUAGUAAGGUAGAGAACAACCAGACGAAUGAAGAAGAAAAUAAGAACGUCCCUGAAGCUGGAGUAGCAGCCCCUGGGGGGGUGCCUACUGGGGAAGAUCCAAACAAAAAUUAUUAUAUGUACUACCAAAACGUAAACAGCGAAAUGAACAAUCCUUAUAAGUUAAACUACUACGACCACAUAAGCUCCAAUGUUACUUCAUACCCUGCGUACAGCAACACAGGGAACCAUGGGACACCUAGCCUGUCGUUUAAUUCGAAUGGCUAUGGCAGUGAGAUGAAUUACUACAGUGGACAAAUAACUCAAAUAGCACAAAUGAACAACUACGGAAAUGAUAUCAAUCACACGGGUAACUUCCAGGGGAGCAAUGGACAUGUGAACAAUUACACCUCCGAAUUCAAUUGCGUAACUAAUUAUAAUCUUACCCCUGGAAAGGAGGAUGAACAGAAUCAUCUAAACUACAGAAUGGGGAACGUAAAUUAUUCUUCUGCUGUUAACAGUGAAGAUGCUGAAGAUAGCCUGAAAAAUAUGAAACAUGAAAAAAAGGAAGGUAAUGGGAACCUGAAAAAUGAAGAAAUGUCCACGGAAGAUAAUAUAAUAAAUCAUAUGACGAAAAAAAAUGGAAUGAUGGAAGGGAAUCUAAACAGCAUGAACCACCACUAUGGGCUAAACUUUUACAAUCGCCCCUGCUCAAACAACGAAUAUAGUAACAAUUGCUUCAAUCCAAUGGGUCUUCACAAGACUAAUGCAAAUGGAGAAAUUAACUAUAAUGGCAGUAGUAUGGGGAGUUGUCACAUGAACGAUAUGAGCAGCGCAAAUAAUUAUUACUAUAAUGGGGAAGCGCAGAACCUCGAGGGGAGAAGCAACCAGGGGAAAAACAAUAGCAGAAAUCAUAGCAACACUAACAACAGCACGAACAAUGGAAGUGUAGACAACAACGAAACUAUUGACAAUGAGCAGAGCGUUCGCAAAAAUGAUUUUAUCGAUAAUGACCACAGCGAAGGCAUGAAUGGAAAUAACGUUGAGGAUAAUAAGUGA
Molecule: messenger RNA, 1935 nt
Organism: Plasmodium knowlesi strain H
Lineage: Eukaryota; Apicomplexa; Aconoidasida; Haemosporida; Plasmodiidae
Product: polyadenylate-binding protein 3, putative
Exons: 1
Coding region: 1-1935 (644 amino acids)
Cellular component (GO): cytosol
Molecular function (GO): mRNA binding
Source: RefSeq, a predicted model, not a curated record